Molecule: messenger RNA, 4022 nt
Organism: Cokeromyces recurvatus
Lineage: Eukaryota; Fungi; Mucoromycota; Mucoromycetes; Mucorales; Mucoraceae
Product: RNA helicase
Exons: 9
Coding region: 125-3916 (1263 amino acids)
Biological process (GO): regulatory ncRNA-mediated heterochromatin formation
Cellular component (GO): nuclear RNA-directed RNA polymerase complex
Molecular function (GO): helicase activity
Source: RefSeq, a predicted model, not a curated record
UGCAGUACACUUGAAGAUAUUUUUUUUUUCUUUUUCCUCUGACUAAAAAAUAGAAUAAAUUAUUAUCUUUAUUUUUUUUUUCUCCUUUCUUUUGACACUUGACGCAAACAUUACAAAAAUAUUAAUGCCUCCUAAGAAAGGGAAAUCUCGUCAACAUUGGAAUAAAGUCGACUGGGAUUCAGCAUUCUCAACAAGUCCUACAGUUGUUAAUGCUACUCUUAAUUCUUUCACAAACGAAUUUGAAGUCACUCAACCAAAGCCAACUAGAUCUAACUUUGAUUUUAGUAGUCCUGAUCACUCACAGACCUGGAUUUAUAAUGAUCAACAAGGUUGGAAUACAGCACCAACAAAUGCUUUGAAUGAAUGGUCAACUGAAACGUUCGAUGAGAAUGUGAAUCAAGAUGUUCAUCCUGGAAGAUUUAGUACAAAGGAUACUUCAACUGCUACUUUCCGCUUAAAUAUGGAAAUUGAGGAUGAUCCUGUCUUUACAAAAGUCGUCGAUUAUACUUCCUUUCGUACACAAACUAUUAUUCCAGAAUAUGACGACAUUCUUAUAGCUGAUGAGUUAAAAGAUCCUGAAGAAUGGGAAAAUCGUCACUAUAGAGAUCCUUUACCUGGAAUACCUAUCAAUCAUGUUAAAUCUCCUUAUGAUAGUACGGAUCAGUAUUUAUAUACUCAUUUUGAGCUGAUGCGUCAAGAUUUUCUUAUUCCUCUUCAAAAGGCAGUAAAAGCUUAUAAAGAAACAUUGAACAGUAUAAAGAGUGAUGAUGUUGGUGAAGCAAUGGAAAUCUUAUCUUUUCAAAAGCCAUUCCGUUUAUAUGAACAUGUACAUUUAAACGCUAUUGUUUUUGGGAAUCGACAUCCUUUGUAUAGAAUCAGCUUUCGAUUACCUUAUUAUGUACGCGUGGAUUGGACUCAGUCAAAACGUUUGAUGCCAGGUUCAUUGGUUUUGUUAUCAAAAGAUAACUUUGAAAAGGAUUUAAAAAUCGCUACUAUCAUUGAAAGAGGUGAUAAGCCUAUGCGUGGUCCAAAUAGAUUUGAAUACAUGGUAGAUUUGUAUUUAGAGAGAGAUAAUGAAUUUGAGCCAUUAGGAUUUGGUGACCCUAGUCUAUCUAAUGAUGAUACUUAUGUCAUGCUUGAAGCAACUGAUGGCUAUUUUGAAGCUUAUCGUCAUGUCCUUAAUGUAUUCCAAAAGAUCGAUCCAGAUAAUUUACCCUUUUCACACUAUUUGGUAAAGCUAUCUAAUAAUGUUCUAGUUCCUCAUUAUGCAGCAAGAAAGAGAAUAUAUGAUAUCAAUCCUCAACCCAACAGUAGAAAUAAAGAACGUUGGACAGUAGACAUCAUGGAGGAUUGGCCUAUUUAUAAAAUGGGAAUGGAUAAAACUCAACUAGAUGCAUUGAAAACGAUUUUAUCCAAUAAUUUAUCAAUUGUUCAAGGUCCUCCUGGUACUGGUAAAACCUUUGUUGGUACGUAUGCUAUGCGUGUCCUUUUAAAUAAUUUUAGUCAAUCUUUGGGUCCUAUCAUAUGUAUCUGUCAAACAAAUCAUGCAUUGGACCAAUUCUUGGAACAUAUCCUUGAUCAUUGUGAUUCAAUUGUUCGCGUUGGAGGUCGAUCUAAAUCAGAGAGAUUAAAGGAACGUACGUUAUAUGAACUUAAAAAGGUACAUGAGCGACCUCGAGGUAUCGGUCGUUUAUAUCGUAAUCGAGACAACAUUGCAAAGGACAUAAGAGAAACAAUCAUUGAAUUAUAUGAAGAACCCUGUGUGACAAUCGAGUUUAUCAGCUCUAUCAAAGCUUUAAGGCCUCGACAAAUUGAAAGUUUAAAGAGAAUGAGUGAACGAGAAAAGGAUAGAAUUAUUCCUUCUAAUUUAUUAGGAAGCUUUGAUAUAGAUGAUAAUGAUUCUGACGACGAUUGGGAGAUUAGUUCUGAUAUACCCACUACAUCAGCGAGAAAUAAUAAAAAACCUACUGUUACUUCAAAGGACAAGAAAGUUAAAAAAUCAGCUUAUAACGAUUGGGCAGGUGGAAAUCCAAACCUAGAUAAUGAAUUGAAAAAGAAAUCCCCUAACCCCGUUGAAAUUUGGUUAAGAGAGGCCAUUGAUUAUGUGGAUGAUAAUGGAGAAAUGUCUACCGUUAGCGAUGAAAUAAAGCAGAAUUUUUUAGAACAAGAAAAGGGAUUAGUAUUUACAGACAUUAUAGAUGAAAGAGAAUUGAUUGAAAAAGAUGAAUUAGAGGACGUCAUAGGAGGCUUCCGUGGAGAUGAUAUUGACAUGAAGGAGAAUAAAAACCCAUUUAUUCAGAUUGGCAGAUCCUAUAAAAGACAAACUGAACCUGAAUUGGGUGAACGUCCAGAAAGGAAGAUUGUUAACUAUAAAAAAAUGAAAACAACUCAUGUCCUUCACACUCAACAGUUUAAUUUCUUUGAGGAUAGUAUUGAUGAAUUAACCUUGGAAGAGGAAAAUACCAAGUAUUCUCUGGAAAGAUGGAUGAAAGAAGACGAUCUCAGUAUGUGGCCUUUACCAGUUCGCUUAAAAGCCCAUAAAAAAUGGAUUGAUCAACGGAACGCCAUCUUGGAAGACAAAUUGAAUUCAAUGAUGAAACAAUAUCAUCAUAUUUCUACAGAAAUUCGUAAAGUAAUGGCGAAUUUCGAAGCUAAAAUUUGUAGGGAAAAUCGAGUUGUGGGCAUGACUAGUACUGCAGCUGCAAAAUAUCAUGACUUAUUAGAAGAAAUACGCCCAAGAGUUAUGGUUGUUGAAGAAGCAGCAGAAAUGUUGGAGUCACAUAUUAUUUCUGCCUUAACAGAUUCAUUAGAACAUCUGAUUUUGAUUGGUGAUCACCAACAGUUGAGACCUUCAACUGCUGUGCAUGAAUUAUCAGACAAUCAUGCCUUGGGAGUUUCUCUUUUUGAGCGUCUAGUCAUUAAUCAAUUUCCUUUUACAAGACUUUCGCAUCAACGACGUAUGCGACCUGAAAUUCGUUCACUUAUUGAUCCUAUUUAUAAAAAUCCUCCUCUAAAUGAUCAUCCUAACGUAUUAACCUUCCCACCUAUCCGUGGUAUGGAACAAUCUGUAUUCUUUUUAGCUCAUGAAGAAGAAGAGACUUGCAUGAGAGAUUCUGCUUCAAAGAUGAAUGAACAUGAAGCCAAAUUGACUGCUAAAUUAUCUACGUAUUUAUUACUUCAAGGUUAUAGUACAGAUGAAAUAACAAUUAUUACCAUGUAUUCUGGACAAAAACAAAUGAUUAAAAAGGCGCUCCGGGAUGAAAGACGACCCGACAUUGAUCCAGAGCUUAUUAAUAUAAGCAGUGUAGAUGGUUAUCAAGGCGAGGAAAACAAGAUUAUUAUCUUAUCACUUGUUCGUAGUAACUCAAUUGGACAGAUUGGUUUCUUAAAAGUUGCAAAUCGUGUCUGUGUUGCCCUAUCAAGAGCUCAACAUGGUAUGUAUAUUCUAGGUAAUGCAAGGCUAUUGUGUGAAAAAAGUGAUCUCUGGAAUGAAAUUGUUGGAAAUCUUGAAGAUAGAAAUGAGAAUAUGAUUGGCACUAAGCUCACAUUAAGAUGCUCUAAACAUAACGAAAAGACAGAAAUAAAAUGGCCUGUUGAUUUUACAGAAGUAUCAGAAGGAGGUUGUAGAAAAAUGUGUAAUGAAAUACUACCAUGUGGACAUAAAUGUACCUUAAAAUGUCAUCCUUAUGACCAUAGCGAUUAUAGAUGUAAACAAAUUUGUGAAAAAAUACUUGACUGUAAACAUAGCUGUAUGCGUCGUUGUUCUGAGCCAUGUAGCCCAUGUAUUAAAAGAAUAAGUGUUCGCCUCCCAUGUGGACAUACUAUUGACUGGGAAUGUGGAGAAAUUCGUCGUCUUGUCUUGGCACCACAAGGCCAGACUUGCCCUGUGUGUAAAGCACCUUUAUCGACAAAAUAAAAAAAAAAUAAAUAAAAUAAAAUCAAAUAAGCUUGCAUACAUAUGAUAUAAAUUUGCACUACUCAAAAGGGAAAUAAAAUAAACUAUUUAUUUGAUUGGCAGUAUC